This is a messenger RNA of Lecanosticta acicola, 462 nucleotides long. NCBI's taxonomy places the organism in Eukaryota, Fungi, Ascomycota, Dothideomycetes, Mycosphaerellales, Mycosphaerellaceae. The record is from the annotation of a GenBank genome assembly.
AUGUCGUCCAACCUGAUGGACACCGAAAAGGGCGGCGAGCAGACGCAGUAAGACCUGCCAUAUCGCCCUGUGGCUUUCCUUCCAUUGGCAGCACAUCUGACCUGACUUGACUUCUGCUCCAGAUACGAAGCCACCCACGUAGACCAAGUUCCGCACAAGAAAUCUGGCGGUCAGCUCGGGGACUCGGAAACAACCACCGACCCCGGCAACACCGACGGAGCAGCUGAAGCUCGAUCGGCUCGAGGACAAAAGACGGCCGAGAACAUCCGGUAUGGCCAGGCGAUCAGCGAGGGAGGCAUGAGCGGCUUCACGACGGGACAAGCGGGGAGUGCAACGCAGGGAGGGUAUGGGAGGAAGGCGGAUGAGGCAGAGUCGGGCGAUGCGGCGCAGAGCCGACGGGCAGCUGGCUAUGGUGAUGAGCAGGGCCAUGGGGAGGAUAUGAAUCGUGAGGUUGGAGCGUGA